AUGGGCCCCCUCCGCUCCACGUACGCUGGAGUGACCAUCGACGCAGAGAGAACCCUCCUGUGCAAAUGUGACUAUCCCAUGAGGAGGUACACAGUCAAGGACGCGAAGAGCCCAUACCAAGGGGAACAAUAUCUGGCAUGUAAAAGGCAUUCCAAAGACGAAGCACAAUGCAACAGCUGGGUAUGGCUCGACGAAGCGUCUCAGGUAGAGCAACUCGUUCCUCGCCUAGCGGUUCCGCAAACACCGAGGAAGCAGACCGAUAUAAGAGAGUUUGGGCAGUUGACGCCGCCGAAAUCGUCGUGUCUGAAGAGGAAGCGGGUGAAUGUAGACCCUGGAAGUUUGGACGAACUCCCCGGGGAUGAGAUAGAGGAUAGCGAUUUGUCGGAAGGGACUUUAGAUUCGCCAUCUCGGAGUAGGCAAAGGUUGUUUGGAAAGGACGAGUCGACUCCGGUAGCUCACUCGCUGUUUGUAUGGCAGGAGGGCAUGGGUACUGUACGGCAUCAACCUCUUCGAAGACUGGAGACUCCGCCUCCUCGAGCCACAGAUUCCAGCACACCACAAAACCCCGAACUUGUUAGCUCUGGGCUGUUUACUCCGGGAUCAGGUGCCCGUAGCCAUAGGAAGCGGUGGAUUAAUACGGACGCACCAGCAACACCAACGAAGCAGAACCGUAUUUUUGCAUCUCCCGCUUGUGUGGUGGAGGAUGAUAUUAGUGAUUCGGAUUCAUAUGGCUGGGAUGAGGAGCUGGUUGCCGCCAUGCUAGAUAAAUCGGACCAGGUGCAGCCGUCGACAUAA
Molecule: messenger RNA, 795 nt
Organism: Aspergillus bombycis
Lineage: Eukaryota; Fungi; Ascomycota; Eurotiomycetes; Eurotiales; Aspergillaceae
Exons: 3
Coding region: 1-795 (264 amino acids)
Source: RefSeq, a predicted model, not a curated record